AUGCCCGCGGACGCGGUUCAAUCCCUGCGGGAUGCUGUGCAGUGGCACCAGCCGGUCAGGGGUCGAAGCGGCGCGACGGCCCUGGUGCAGGCAUUGCGCCAGGCCGCCCCCGCAGACGUUCUGGAACUCAUGCUCGAGUCGCCCAGCGCCGCCCUGGCUGCCAAGGCAAGAGUUCGACAUCAAGCGGCUGCUGAUGUCGCACAGGGCCUGGGGCUCUCCCAAGCGCUGGUGCAGCGGCUGCAAGUGCUGGAGAGGUCCAUCCCCGAUGCGCCCGGGAAGCUCCGCUGCCCGACCUGCGGGGACGAGCUUGCAAAGCGCAGCGCGCUGCUGGCGCUCGGUGAGCGUGUCAAGAAGGGUGAUGAGCCAAACCCCCUGGUGCGGAGCUUCUUUGAGCAGCCGGCGGCUGCGGCACUCCAGCAGACUGCCCUGCAUCGAGCAGCGAACUGCCACAACUUCCGCCAGGAGGUCUCCGAGUCGAUGGCAAUCUUAGAGUCGCUGAGAAAGCUGCGGCCAUGGGAGGACGAGGCGCUGCACUUUGUGGACCUCUGCUGCGGGAGCGCCAUGACUGCGACCUUCUUGGCACUUUCGGCACCCAAGAGCACGGUAACUGCCGUGGACAUCCGCCCUCGGCAGCAGCUUCCCCAUUUCCGCGAGGCCGGAAUCGCCAAUGUGAGCUAUCUCUGUGAGGACAUGACUCGACCAGGCUUCCUGGAAGUUAUGGAAAAAGCGCUGCUGGAUGUGGCACUGCCAGUCGUCGUCCUGGGAAUGCACUGCUGCGGGGCCUUGAGCGUCGUGGCAACACAGAUCUACAAUCGCUUCCCUCAGUGCGUGGCCAUCCUCCUUUGCCCCUGCUGCCUGCUGCGCGGCAUCGACCUGAAGCGUGCCGAGACGUUGAUGCCGGAGGUGCCGAAGAGCCUCCUGACCGUGGCGGGUGCAGGCCCAGAUGAGCGCUACGAACGCUGGGCUUCUGGCCUGGCGCAGCUGCUUCCGGAGGCUGUGUUAGAGUAUGAUCUUCGUGUAUUCGUAUACUCGUAG
Messenger RNA from Symbiodinium natans, 1035 nucleotides. The record is from the annotation of a GenBank genome assembly. NCBI's taxonomy places the organism in Eukaryota, Dinophyceae, Suessiales, Symbiodiniaceae.